Messenger RNA from Pecten maximus, 525 nucleotides. Its product is annotated as proline-rich receptor-like protein kinase PERK2. NCBI's taxonomy places the organism in Eukaryota, Metazoa, Mollusca, Bivalvia, Pectinida, Pectinidae. The transcript has 2 exons. The record is from RefSeq and is a predicted model, not a curated record. The coding region runs from base 1 to 525 and encodes 174 amino acids.
AUGUCCAGGAAAAACAUUGUAGGCCUUAAGAAAACACUGAUGGAAGGCAACCCAUCAACCUCCAACCUCCACAACCCCUCACCCCCAACCACAACAACCUUCACCCUCCAACACACCUCCACCCCUCUCCCCUCAACCCCAACCCAACCCCAACAACCCCAACCCCAACAACCUCUCAUUCCCUCUCCCCUCAAAUCUAAGAACCUCUCAUUCCCCCUCCCCUCAACCUCACUAUUCUCUCAACCCCCUCCCCUCAACCCCAUCAACCUCUCAACCCCCUCCCUCAACUCCACCAAACCUCUCAACCCCUCCCCUCAACCCCACCAACCUCUCAACCCCCUCCCCUCAACCCCACCAACCUCUCAACCCCCUCCCCUCAACCCCAACAACCCCUCAACCCCCUCCCCUCAACUCCAACAACCCCUCAACCCCCUCCCCUCAACCCUGCCAUCCCCUCAACCCCCAAACCCCACCAAUGCCCAAACCCCAGAGUACCCAUGGAUACAUUUUGUACCAAUCAAAUAG